AUCUGUGUUAUACAGCGUAAGAUAUUGGCCUGAUGUGUACAGAUAUAUGAGUGCUAAUAUAACAAUAACAAGAAUACCGAAGAUUUCUGAAUUAAAUCAAACUGAUUUUGUAAGUGAUAUAACAACUGAAGAUUUUACAUCAACAUAUGUUUAUGAAUACACUUUAUCGUCAAUAGAUGUCGUUGAUAAAGAUGAGUUUGAUUACUUUGAUUUUCCAAAAAUAAAUAAAAGGGACGUUCCAAUAGUUGAUGAAUACAGUGAAGUAUUGAAUUCUUUGUUUGAUUAUACUUUUAUAAUAAAUGAGACAAAUACUAUGAAUAAUUUGGUAGUUGAAAAUGAUGUGUUUGAAGACAAGAUUCGAUUCGACAAGAAAAAUAUAGAAAUAAUAAAUGAUGAAUAUAAUUUCAAGCGAAGGACAAACCAAUGUCAGCAAAACGACCAGUGCAACUUCAACUCCAGUAAUGAUAUAGCGAGCACCGUGUUCCCCUGGAUUGCAACAAUCUUCUUGAAGAAUGGAACAAGUGACCAGUUUGAUUAUUACUGCGAUGGAGUAUUGCUUAACGAAAAGGCUAUACUUACAUCUGCUCAGUGUGUGAAUAUAAACGAUACAACAGUAAAUGCCGACCAUGUGAUUAUUAUAUUAGGGAAAAGAUCUUUACUGAUGAUGGGUGAUAAAGAAAAAGUUCUUAAGAUAACUCAAAUAAAAGUGCACCCAGAAUUCAAAAAGAACGGCAAAGAAGCUGAAAACGAUCUCGCUCUUUUAGAACUGGAACAUCGUAUUGAAUAUGACAACUCAGUGAUGCCAGCUUGUUUACUGAAUGAAGAUAGAUUAGAAGAUUUUAUUGAAGAAAAUUUAGACAUCGUUACAACAGGCUGGGCUAUAAGUGGAGAAUUAUCUGUUGUACCAUUCGACAAACAGAAAAGCAAAGAUUGUGACAGUGAUGCACAUUCUGAAAAUAUAUUUUGCGCCAAUUAUAGUAACGAUGUAACUGUAUGUCCCAGCUACGGCAGUCUUUUCGUUACCAGAUCACCAGAGGACAUUUGGUGUGUUCGUGGCUUACGAACCGGUGAUCCUAGUAAGAAAGGAUUUUGUUAUAACAAUGGAGUUUUCUAUACAGAUCUGCUUCAAUACAUGAACUGGAUUGAAACGCAACAAUAGAGCGCUGUAAACAUUAUUACCUCAUUGUAGAAAAUAUUAAUAAGAAUUAAACAAAGAUAAUCUUUGAUUAUUAUUUGAUUUUUGAACCUAUCAUGAAUAUUUCUGAUAUCUCAUCUCAUAAAAAUCUCAUAUUAAUUAUGACAUAAUUGAUGAUGACGAUACGAAGGUGAUUGUCACAAUUAUUCGUGCUAGA
Messenger RNA from Papilio machaon (common yellow swallowtail), 1352 nucleotides. RefSeq names its product brain-specific serine protease 4. NCBI's taxonomy places the organism in Eukaryota, Metazoa, Arthropoda, Insecta, Lepidoptera, Papilionidae. Bases 47 to 1159 code for a protein of 370 amino acids. Gene Ontology annotation, biological process: proteolysis. The record is from RefSeq and is a predicted model, not a curated record. Gene Ontology annotation, molecular function: serine-type endopeptidase activity. The transcript is spliced from 6 exons.